This is a messenger RNA of Xyrichtys novacula (pearly razorfish), 37400 nucleotides long. Lineage: Eukaryota; Metazoa; Chordata; Actinopteri; Labriformes; Labridae. The record is from the annotation of a GenBank genome assembly.
AGUCAUCCAAAAACGGCCUUUCAAUGUGAGAACUUGGGGAGCCGAAGAAAAUGUCGGUGGCAUCGCAGUAAAUUACUAAAGCAGCGAGGCUUUAGAGGGAAAAGUUGAGUAAAAGUGUUGUUUUUUGGGACUAAAACUCUACGCCGCAGCGGGACGAAGAGCAGCUCGGUCGGUUUGAACGAGGUGUGAGCACCAAAUACAGCAGUUUUGGUAAGUUUUAUCCCCCAUGCAGUCCAUGUUUUUACGGUGUGAACGCUCCUUACAAACACUUCUUUCUUUUUUCGAUCAACGUAGCAGUUUUGCUCUUUGUUUGCAGUCUGGUCUAACUCAAUUGCAACUUUUUUUACGAGAAACUUUGAUAGAAGUUGCCGGAUAACUAGUUAAUUCUGGUUUGUACUUAGCUACAUUUACUUCGUUAUGUCCAUCGUAUUCAAGCUUAUAAAGCCACCAACAGACCUCAGAUAUCCCGCAGUUUAUUCACUGAAAUGGACGUGGUCGUCGUGUUUUUCUGCUUUAGACUAACCUUCUAUAAGAAACGUUAACUUUGCUCUCGCGACGUAGCCUGUUGUUGAUUGGAUGAGCUCUGCGUCCAUGUUUUCCAAAGUUUACCUCAAUUUUCUGCCUCUAUCUGUGGACUAAUACGGAGCAAUGCGUGCGUUUGACAAGAAACACGCCUUUUGUGACACGAUGUGUGGAUUUCUUGUUGUGUUUUUUGGCAUACGUGUGAUUAUUUUAGAAAAUACGUCUGCGUUUUUUAGGCCGCAGCCUAUAGUCGCUGCUAUAGGGUAACAGAAAACAGACAUGGUGAGCCCUGCCAGAUUUACCCCGUAUUGUCAUCAGGGGAGAGCAGGGGAACAGUGGAUAACACAGGGAAGGAACAAAAAUGACAAUAUUACAUGAUGUGGCGUAAUCUUUUCAGACAUUUAAGAUCUUUUCCAUCUGUUGAAUGCACAAAACGCCUGGAAUGAAUUGAAUUGUUUGUCUAGAGAGAACCAUAACAACCCUACCUGAGGGCAUUUCUAUAGUCCCACUCCCCCACACCAAAGUCUGGUGUAAAAAUAACCUAAUUAAAGCCUCCCAUAAAGUGACAGCUGCUCAGUGCAGCCAGGAAUGCAGCAUCAGGAGCCUCUGCAGAUAUCACCCUUUCUCUCACUCAUUCACGUCUGAUUUUAAUGAGAAAAUGUUUGUCUUAAUCCCCAUGUUGCUAAUGAGCUGUUGGGCCGGGGGUGUCACUCACUGAGAAGGGGGACAGUGGAGGAGAGGAGGGGGGUAUUAGGGACAUGGAGGAGUGCCUGCAAGAACAGCCGCAGGGGCUCAAGUUUCCAACCCCAGGUGUCGUUUUUGUUGUUUGGAUUACAUUCUGCCUCCGCUGCCUCGCAUGGAAGAACCAGUGACAGACAUGGCAUCAGACAAGAGGGCCUGAUUGUUCCCCCUGAAUCAAUGUCACUUGGAUUAAAAGUCGAAACGAAUGGCCUGGCCUCCUCCAAUUAGGUGCACGGCUUAUAAGGGAAUUAAUUGGUCUCAGUAAGAAGGAGCCUCUUGUUGUUUGGUUGCAGGGAUUGUUGUUGUUGUUGAUCAUCUCUGGCAGGCGGCUCCAUCAAAGUUGGACUAAUUGAUUCCAGUCUGAUUAUCUGCUUGUUUCUCACACUGUUCGGCCCCUUUGAUUACUGAGUCGGGGCCUUGGAUCGGAAAACACCAUUAUGAGAGGACGUGAGCAAUCUUGCGUUUCAUAUCACAGAGUAGUUAAUUGUCAGGCAGCUACAGCAACUCACUUUUUCUAAAUCCUACGGCCGUACUGUGCAAUAUACAGUGAAAAACGCAGCAGUCUAGACACAAUUCAUCAGGUACCACUACUUCAAAUCCCCAGUGGAGAGCUCAUACUAAUAUGAUUUUAAAUCUGGAAUACUGAGUUCUUUCUCUGGUCAUUUCUAUCAAUUUUGAAGCAAAAGUACAUGGUUUUAUUUUUGUUAUCAAAACUGUGAAAUACUUGACAUUUUAAGGCUAUAGGCAAAUUUCAAUAUGCCGUCCUCUGGUCUCGUAACUAGUGUUAAUAAAGGGCUAAUUUCAUGCCAGUAAAGUGCUCUAAACUAUCACUAAGUUUCUUGAUGAGCAUAAUGACACAAUGUUUUUUCUUACUCAGGGCAUUUUGAUGAAUGAAACUCUUCCAGUGUGCAGCUCCAAACCAAAACAACGUAGAAGAGGAGCAAAUUGUGCCCUUAAGGUGUCCGUAAAGAUCCACAAACUAACUGCACACAGGAAACUUAUUUUGUCGUCUGCGGUUGCGUGAUAUGUGUCAGAAUUUAGGGGCCACAUAUUUUUGUUGUCCUGUUACCACCAGCUGGAUUUUUUUACAGUGUAGCUGGAACCUAAAAUCACAUUCGAUUGAUCUUGGUUACCUGCCAAACAGACGCGUUGUGGGGACAAAAGCUGCCAGUUUUCCACUAUUUGCCUGCAAGUACGAAGAUAGUUUUCUUCCAGAGUGUAGGAGCUGAGUUUUCAUGUGUGUUAAAAGCUUUUAAAGGAAAGUUACUGUGUGGAUUUAGGUUCGAAGCCAGCUGCAGUAAGCUGUCUUGCUCAUAUUUUACAGCCAAACUGAGCUGUGAUGUCAGAUAUGAAUGGAAGGAUACAGGCCUGUGGUGUUUUCACAUCUGGAUAUAAAGCAGAGUCUUAAGUUGGAGAUUGGUUUAAAGAUACACUUCGUAGAUAACAAACAUCCGUCAGUUCCUUGAGGACUGCUCUAACUGCGCUGAUUUUGAGUUUUUGCGGCCCUGAGCUUUGACUAGGUUUCCCAAAAAGCAGCAUUGUUAUUGUAAGGGGUGUAACAUUGGAGUUAAUCGACAAAAGAGAAAAAAAACCUCCUUCCUGAGGGCAUGCUUUCAUCUGUAUGACAGCGGGUACAUUCAUGCAGUCAUAACAGCCUGCAGGCAGAAUCUAGGGGCCUUUUUCUACACAUAUGUGUGCUUGAGUGAUAGCUCCUGUCCAAUCGGGAUUAUCUCUUUGCACUGGAAUGUGUUGCUUGUCACCUGCACGGUCAUUUAGAGAUUACAGCAUUAGAAGGAAUGGAGUAUUUUGAGCUAAAUAACUUCAGCACAAGUUUUUGCAUGAGCAAGCAAAUUUGCCAAAUAAGCCUGCUUCAUUUCCCCGGACGUUAUUGGCUCGUUGACAUACUGCGCAUUAGUCCUCCAGUGCUGAGAGAUUGGAGAUUCGGGCUCAGGGCUCGCGCCCCCAGGAGGGUUUCUGUGUCCAGCCAGACAUUGGAUAAGCUGAGAGGGACACCUGGAGCGGCAGGUGGCCGGGGUCCAGGCCCCUCCCCUGGGGCUGCAUACCUCUGUCCUCCUGAUCCUCCCUGUCAGCCAGGACCACAGAGAGCGAAAGACUGUGAGGGGGGAGGAAUGUGAGGGGGGGGGGAGUGAAGGAGAAAGUUCUGACAGAAGGUUGGAGGGUCUGAUUAAACAGGCCGCCAUCAAAAAGAGUGAGAUCAUUGAGGCUAGGACGAGGAAAGAGGUUCUGAAGGAAGGAGGGAGCGAAAAGGGAGCAUCUUGACUUUUAGAUUAAUAUUCAAUGGCCAUAUUUGAAUGCCCGUAUUGAUGAUAUCUGUAUCAUUAACAUAAUCACCUAUUCAUAUGUUGUCUUUUGAGCCUAAUAAAGAUUAUCCAAAGCCUCCUAACUAGUUGAGCCGAUUGUUCCACUACUUAAAGUCAAAAUUAAGAAGCCCUUGAUUGGAUAAUGAAGUUACCCAGGCCACACUCUCGCUCAUUCUCUCGCUCGCUCUCUUACAUGCAAACACAAACACACACAUUGUCAGGCCGGUGUGAGUGCUGUUAAGAUCAUUGAUCAACUCCAGACUCGAGAAGAAAGCAGCAAGUGUGUGUAGACAAACAAGCCCUGUGUGUGCAAAGCAGAUAUUUGGACAAAGAUUAGGGGGUGUUAUUACGAGCCAAGAGCAACCCAGACGCUCUAAUAGAUCACUCACACACAGGCUGGAGAUUGCACUCUGACUGGAGCUGAAUUAAAGUCACUUUCCUCAAAAAUUGGUCUCAUUUUGGCUCGCUUCUGUGGACUUCUAAGGUCUUUGAGCGCACUUGAAUUCCUUUUAUGUGCUGUAUUAAUGACAGAGCGGUGUAUUCCCCGUUUUGAGCAUGUGCAAACGGAACAAUAAAAAGCGCCAGAAAGACAAAAACGUAAAGGAAUCUGGCUCGUGUUCCAGGGCUUUAACCAAUAAUCAGAUUGAAAGUGUUGCCCCAGAGAGAAGAAAGUCAUCAUUGAAGAAUGUCAAACUGGCAGGAGAAGACAUGAUACAACAGAAUAAAUCACCGGGCUCCAGAUUAGUUCGUUAUUGGGCCCCUGAGGUUAUCACAGCUGGAAUUUUCCAUUGACAGCCCUCUUCUGUACUCUGUCCAAAUCGCGUGUAAGUAAGUAAGUAAGUGUGUGUGAGGUUUUAUUUAAAAUUUCAGAGUCCCCCCCCAUUCCUGAGGAUAGUGCACAUCUGAGACUGUGAGUGACGGGACAAAUGGCAGCUCGUCUCACACACAAAUCCAGCAUCUGACACUGAAGGCUUUCUUUGAAACGAGCCUCCUCCAGCUGUUUCUGCUCUUGAGAAUCGCUUUCAGACCAGCAGCUUUCACUUUGAAAACCGUGGAGCUUGCAGUCAGGAGUCGGUUGCACCAUCUCAUUCCCCCUUCACACCCUCGUUUUCUGUUUAAUUUCCUGCUUCUUCUCUAUUUUCCUCUUUCUCUUCAUAGCUGCUUUUCCCAUAACUCCAGACCUUCUCCAUUCCCUCAUCUCUCUUUCCGCUCUCCUUUCUGCCUUAUCUCAGUUUCCUAAUGCGCUCUCGUAUCUGUUUUUCAUAUAAUAUUUCACUCUCUGCUUUUCUCUUCCUUCCUUCGUCUCCCACUGAGACUUCUAGCCUCUCUCUCUCUCUCCCUCUCUCUCUUUUCCCUCCUGGUUCCUGCUGAAUAAUGGGGAGAAAUUGCUCUUGAUUUAUAAUUGGUUCCAUUCACUCUGAUGCAUGAGCUGCCAAAAGAGUUUGGGGGCCCCUUUUACCCCUCCUCCCUCGCCUCCUCCUCCUCCCUACGAUGCAGGAACACACAAGGAGAGAGGGCUGUGUGUAUGUACAGCUAUGAAAGUCUAUAUUAGCAUGCAUGGGCGCAGUGGUGAGGAUGCAGUGUAUCUCUCAGUCCGCAGAUAAGUGGUAGUCUGUUAUUUUAUGCGUGUUGGAAAAACUUCCUGAGGUCUGCAUAUUUAUGUGCCUCUGUGAGUACACUUUUACCAUGUAAUCGUAGUUUGUGUGAUUGCUUGCUUAUGUGUCAUAGAGUGUGUGUGUUCGUGUGUGUGUGUGUGCAGGGAGAGGACAGGCAGGGAAAGAAUAGUUGUGGCUAAAUGAAAUAUGUAACUCUGAGUGUGUGCGUGUGUUAUUAUGCUUACUAUGGCGUUCAUCUGGCUAGUUCUUUCUUUCUUUCUUUCUUUCUUUCUUUCUUUCUUUCUUUCUUUCUUUCUUUCUUUCUUUCUUUCUUUCUUUCUUUCUUCCUUCCUUCCUUCCUUCCUUCCUUCCUUCCUCCCUUCUACCACUCACCAGGGUGCUUCUAUCUCUUCAUCUCUCCCAUGCCUCAUCAUCUUUCUAUCUUUUUCAUCUUUUCCUUUAUCAGCCUAUCUCUCUGUUCUUUCGUCCAUCUCUUCAUCCUUCUUUUUUUCCAUUAUCCACCUCUCCUGUCCCUUUUCACUCCAGCUACCUAUCUCCACCAUAUCUUUCUAUUCUUCUUUCCCCUCUCCACCAUUCAUCUUUCCUCCUUUCUUUUAUCAAUUCUUUCAUUUCUUUCUUUUCUCCUUCAUCCCUGGUAUCUUUUUUCCCCUCAUCUAUCCACUCUUUUUUUUCUUUUCCACCUGACCACCCAUCUUGCUGUCUUUUUAACCUCCUUUUUUUAAUCAUCUAUCCUCCCCUCUGUUAUCCAUCCUUUCAUCCCUCCGAUCUGAUUGGCUGCUGUUCUCCUCAUCACCGUUAGAUCCAUCCAUCCUUCAGUCCUGAUGAUCAGCUCCUGUUCCCAUGGCCCUGGCAUGCAUGCUGGCACCCCUCACCAGGCGGAGGAAUGUGUGUGUGUGUGCGUGUGCGCACCGUGGCUCAGUAAUUAGCUCUCCGUGGUUAAUUCGCUUUCGUUAUCUAAAUUAUGCAAAUGCUUCGGUGCCUAAUUGAUUAGAACGCCCCCCUCCUCUGCUCAGCCAGCCUGUCCACAUCACUCUCGUUAAUCCUCGAGACACUCUGUAGCUCGUUAGCGUUGGUACGGGGGGACACAGGGGGGGUUUGGACGAGCAUAUAGCUUGUUAAUACCUUGUGAAGCGUGUGCAUAUGUGUGUGUCUGUGUGCUGCGAUGGAGGAGAAGGAGGGGUGAGUCCUGAACCUCGUUAGGGAUGCUUAGAUGCUUUUGAUGUGUAAUUUUAUGGCAUGAGAACGAGCGAUGUCUCGAGUGGAGGAUUGGAGGAUUUGGACUGGCCCCCUCUCCACCUGUUGGGCCGUGUUUUCAUGCCAAGAUAAGACUCCAGAAGGUUCUCUUGUGUCCGGGAAAGCCUCGGAGCAGUGAAGAGAUGGAUGGGAAAAGGUUUAAGAUUUGUUCCCUGCCAGAUUUUUGCUUGUGUGAAGUACAGCAGAGAGAUUUUCCACCUCGGCCUCCUGUUUUAUCAGUGGUACUCUGAAAUAGAGAAAGUCCUACCCAGCAAUUAAACGUUAUUAAGCAGCCGUUCCAUACUUUUUAAAUCCUUGUGUAAUAUCAGAUAAAAGCUGAAAACUUCUGCAAAUAUGAAAAUCCCUGCUCACAUGAAUGGCCUAAACACUGACACAUCAAUGAUGCCUAGUACCAGUUUUAACAUGAUAUCUGUGUGAAGUAUUUUAAAGCGUUGGAAACAGAUAGCAAAGUUUGUGAUGCUUUUAACGGACAUGUGAUUUGAUAAGGAGCAAAAUAAAAACACUUCUUUGACACUUCAGCUGAAAAAUAGUGCAGUAGCCACCCAAAAGUUGGGAAAAUUACCAAGACUAGUCAGGAAUCUCUUUGGUCCUGUGUGUGAUGCAGGCUUCUGCGGGCUUAUGUUGUACUUAGUUUGGUCUCACUAUUGCCAUCAGCUAAAAUCAGGCAAAAAAAAAAAAAACCCAGAACAAUCUUGUGCAUCCCUAUUUUCUAUGUUGACAUUGGCACCCCCUGUGGACAGAGCAGUACCUGACAUAAAUAAGCUUUAUUUGUUAGUCAGAAUACAACAGAGUGUAACAAAGCCCAACAAACCAUCGAACUAAACCAGCACCAUGACAGGAGUUCAUGUAUCUGUCAUAAGCGAUGUAACAUACACAUACCCUCUCCCUAAACCAACAGGCAUAAAGACAAAAGGGAAGUAAAGUUAAAAAUACUUUAAAUUGGAUUUGUAUUGACCUGAUUUCAUAAAGGCUACCCAAGAGUGGGAACGAUGAUUGGCUCGCUUUUAUCACCGUUUUUUUCCAAGGAGAAUGAAUCAACCUGGUUAGUGCACUGAUGAAUACAAGGAGGAUCAUCAUGUUUCCACUUAGAUGUGAUUUACUUGUUGGCAGCAAAGCUUAAGGAGAUUUACAUCCUCAGACAUCAUUGUCUAAGCUUGAGGUAAGACCACAUCAUCUGCAUGAGCGUAUCGGUCCCUGGUUUGCAGCAGGCGGAGAGAGGAUAACUCAGUUUUAAUGUGGCUCAGUCUCUCAGGUGUAACAUUCACUCCACAGAAGUCAGUUUUAUAGUUUUUAUCUGUUUUUAACAGACAAGAAAUGAUUCAACAGAUUCAUUUUAUGGUAAUGCUUUUAUGGUUCAUAUGGACUCAUAAGUUAUUUUCAAAUCUCUUAAUAGCCAGUUAAACCCUCAUCACAGGAGCCUGAAUUACCUGUUGUAUGUACUGAGUAGAUCCAGGUCUUGCUGUGUACCAAUUUGAAAAUGUUGAUGAUUGAACUAAUGGGAGGAUUUGGUUCUGAUUUUAUGAUUGAUCCAUUUGUUGGUCAACCAAAAGUAACUCGUGUAAUACAUUUAUGAAGCCACAGGAUUGAUGGCUGUAGCUUCUGUUGUAAAAACUUGUACUUUUCUGUCUUUCAUCAUUAUAGUUUAGAACCUGUCCAUUAAAGACUUCAAUCUGCUGGUAGAAUCAUUUGCCAAAGUUUUGGUAAAAAGCCUUAAAUUUUCAGUUCCAGUGUGAUUUUUUUUUGUGACUUUUUUCUGGAUUUUGACAGUGUUGGUUGGAUUAAACUUAUUACCUCUAACCAAAUUUAUGUUGAAUAAGAUUACUAAUAAUGCUUUAUUGGUGCCCUGGAUCCAAUAUUUUUGAACCCAGUAAAGAACCUAAAAGGCUUGGACUUCUAAAAUGUUGUUGUUCGACUGUUUUUGGAGAAUUUUUUAGUCAGUGUGAGGUUAAAAAAAAUCAUUUCCUGUUGAACGUAUAUCUUAUCUUAAACUGAUAAUGUCCACUGUCAGUCUUUUCCUUGAUUCCCCAGUCUCUUUCUCCUCUAGUUGUCUUGUUGCUCUCCUGUGUGAUGGUCUGUUGGUAAACCAUGUGUGUAGUUGAUUUGUUCAACAACCUCCGGACCCUCCUCAUCCUCCUGAGGUCUGCACAAACCCGGGCCAAACCAAGAGACCAGCAAACAGAUUGAGGGAGUGGGGUGAAAAUAUGUUGGGACAUUGAGCGGCGCUCUCACACACGCUCUCUCAAACACACCCUCUCAUUGACGAGGCCCUGCUCUCUCCUCCUGCUCGCCCGUCGGUUGACAUCCUCUCUAUUAAUUUGAGUAGCCGUUCUGCUUUCUCAGUCAACCUCUCCACCCCCCUCCUCUCUCUGCCUCCUAAACCCCCUUCACCCAUCUCACAUCAAUCCAUAAAGGCACUCACCCCCUCCUCCUCCUCUUCUUCUUCCUCUCUUGCUCCCUAAACUCUCAAACCUCUUGGUCAUGGAGCCCCCCCUCUUCUCUUUGGUUAUUGAGCAGGGCCCAUCAGCUCUUCCCUGGGCCCUUCAGAGUAGCGUCUCCCCUUUCUCCAGGGGUCCGCGGGGUCUUUGUCCGUGCGCCGGCUCACUGCUUUACAAUGACUCUCCACUCUAUUAAGGUGCGUUCUGCCUGUUAGCGUCGCCAGGGGCAACUGGCCUCCCGCAUGGCAGCUAUGCAGCAUGGCAUUGUGGGCCCCGGGCCCAAGCGGGGGCAGUUGAACCCCCGGCACUCCUCACACUUGACACCGCAUGUGUUUAUCUAAAGGGGGGGCUUUGUGGUGUUUGGAGAACCUCGAGGGAAGGAGGCGAAGGAGGGGGGGUGUAAAAAGACGUAAAACUGAGUGAGGAGGGAGGGAUGGGUAAGAGGGGAGUUUGGGGAGGUGAUAAAUAUUCAACAGCUCAGCUCCUCAGAAGGAGUUACUACCCUGCCACCCCUCCACCACCUCCACCCUCACCCCCCUCUCCUCCCGUGUGUCCUCUUCAUGCCAGAAAGCAGAUGGAAUGUGAGCGCUCAGGGAGGAGGCUCCAGUCUGGUUUUAUCCAAUUAGCAGGGUUGUCAAAAUGAAUUUAUCCACGGAGGCAGGGGGACAAUGGGACUGGCAGUGGCUCCGGGAGAACAGGGGCCCCGGUGUCUUUACUUAGCACGCUCACAAUGAACUUCUGUCAAGUGACUCUCUCACACAGCGACAUAUAAGGCACUCGCAUACCUACACUCAUGAUGCAUGCCUGCACACCACCGCAGCAAGCUGGGACGCUUUACUGGUCCUGUCCCCCCCUUCAAUCCUUUGCAUGACAUACACACCAAACAUGGACACACACCUGCAACCAAGGCUGUUUCUAGGUACUUUGAAUCUGACCCAAGUCUGGAGUUCUUGUAGGUAAUCUGUGGAUCCAAAAAGGACUCAUUUAAACCCCCUUUUGCUGAACUAACACAAGGAAGGGGAUUACCUUGGAAACAAGACUAAAUGUAAAGGCGCUGUCAAAAAAAAUACCUGCACUCAUCUGCAACUCAAAGAUGUUUUCAUGUUUUCAGAGCACAUAUCUGAUAAGAUGUAGCCACCUGUCGCAGAGGCUGGAUACUGGGGUUGUUUUUUAUGUCUCUGGGAUCCUUCAAUACACUCCUUCAAGAGUUGUAAUCCCGCAAACUUGACAAAAAAGUGGCUUUUUCUGAUGUGUACAACGUCAAAGCAGUUAGACAAGAAAUUAAAAAACUAAAACUAAAUUCACUGUAAAGUUGACAGAACGUCAAUAUAUGAAUGGCUCAAAACCUGACAAACCUGAAUCUAUAAAAACACAACCUUUUUAAUAUCAUGGAGUUAAAGAAGUAAAAGAGAAAGACAGAUAAGAGUAUAUAUUAACCAUAUUUGUUAUGGAUUUGCAAUUGCAUUAUAAAAAGUAAAUGGAAAAACAGCAGUCAGCUCAAAGAGGUAAAAAAUGGUAAUCAUUAAGGUGCUUUCUGCAGAAGUGGGUCCUGGUUCACAGUAGUCCGUAGUCAGUUACUCAACAUGAUUACAGGAACGGUUUUGCUCUAGUGUAAUCAUAUCUCUGCUCCAAACCAGCAAACUCAAGCAGUUCACACACGUCUCCUCGCUGCACUGUCACUGAAAUAUGUUUUGAUACCACAAAGUGUUGUGCCACGCAGCAUUGUUCCUCACUGAAAUAAAACAGCCCCAGACUCACAUUAACACACACACACACACACAUACACACACAUUCUCCAGCUUCUUGAUUUAGGGGACCUGUCUGUGCGUUCUGCUCUGGUUUUUAUCAGUCUCGCUGAUGCGUAGGAGGCUCUUCUCCCCCUCUCUGUCUGUGUCUUCUCUGGGACGGAUGGAUGGAAAAAGUUGGACAUAGAUGUCAGGCCAACUUUUCAUCUUGAGGCAGGGUAUCUGCUAAGCAAACACAGGACCCAGCUGACUUAUGAAUCAGUCGGACAGACGGGCCGAGAAGAGGGAGGCUGUUUUUGAGGGAGUGAUGAUUUAUGUGGGGCCUUCUCAUACCACUGUUGUAACAAAGCUCCAUCUCUGCUCCUGCGUCUUCUUCUGUCUCACUUACAAAAAUGUGACAUGGAAGAAGCGCUCGCUGGCGAAGUAGCGUGUCCCGCUGUGUGUGCAGUUGGCAGGCAGGCUGGUGUGGUUUACGGUUAGAGACCCUCACAGCCGGAACAGGUGCUUGAUACAGAUGUAUGUGUCGUUUAUGGGCAGCUGUCCCGGGUUGUGUCCAUACAGGGACCAGCCUCAGAAGCCACAGACCUCCAGCUUUACUCGCUCCUGGUUCAACAGUAGCUGGCUGUUUGUUUACAGAGGGAGCCCACUGCUAAUGGAGCCCUUUGAGUAGUCAAGGAGGUAACUGGCUAUACACAUCAAGCCCGAUGCAAUUUUGCAACUUUCCAGGGGAAAAAGACGCAUCCCAGGGAAGACUUUUCACGGCCUCUGAUUGGCUAGAAAAGCUGGAAACGUCAUCACACGCUCAAGCCAAAUGGUCAGCACUUAUAGCCAAUCAGAGGCGAUAAGAUAAGCACAUGAAACUAUGUUAACAACCGUUAGCUUACGUUAGCACAGAUGAAAGUUAAAACAAAGACGUUUAGCAAACUGUUAAAGCACACAAACCAUCGUCAUAUGAGAAAUCCGACGCUAUGACUCUCCACAAGUUGUCCUUCAGGUCGUUAUCUUUGUAAUAUUUGUGUCUUUUAUCAAAAAGCACUCUGUUCUCCGACACGUUAACAAUCAGCCGGUCGGCCAUGUUGGAUAUACCGGUGAAUCAGACGUUGCAACAACACACAAUCUGAUUGGUCAGAAGUGAACACACAGUAUGCGAAACUUUAGAAAAAUUGACCGUGAUCUGAAGCAUUAAAUGCCACAAUAUUGCAGGACGGGAAAACGUCACUGAUGUAAACGCUUGUAUUGAAAGGAUACAGGUUCGGAAAAAAAAUAUUGAUGUCCGAAAUAAUCGCAUGACAAAAACAGACCUUUAAGGAAACGUGGCUGCCAGUUUGUGCCUAUGACCUCUCCGACCACCACCACACAACACUUUACAAUCAAACACCAGUGGCAGACACACACUGGGAGCAAGGUGUCCUGCCCAAGGACACAAAGUACAGACUCGGGAUAGGGGGGAAUCGAACCACCAACCUUCCAGUUAUUGGACGACCGCUCUCCCUCCUAAGCUAUUGUUGCCUAAACCUGUCCUAAUUGAAUUUACUCUCAUAGCUCUCAUCUUGUAAGGUGUAGUUAAUAUUUAAAGCACAAUAGACCCCAAAACCAGUUUCAACUGCUGGUAAAACUCACAACAAACAAGCAUGCUAACUUAGCAGCCAGCUAGCACACAUUCAAGAGCAUUCAGCGGCUAAUCAGCAAGAUGCUAGUUAGCAAAACAGAGCAAAGACAAGAGGGCUAGUGUUUGUGUGCAGAGGCUAUUGCCCUUGUCCUUGCCUUCUGGUUGCUAACUUCACUUUAGAGGUAAUAAAUGAACAAUUACGCUAUACUUCUGCACAGAUCGUCCUCAUGAAUAAUAACUUUAUUGCUCUGUAUAACUUUCUUUUACAACCUUCACUGUGUUCACGGUCGUUCGUGUCUCGAUCAUUAAGAAUCUUCAUAAUGUGAAAUUAAAAGUAAUAACGUGCGGCUAUGUGUGACAGCUUUUUCCGUCAGCCUGCUGCUUUGCUCAUUUUCAAUAAACGUGCCAGUCAGCUAAACAGUUUCACUGCUGCCAUUAGAUGAUGGAGGUGCUGUGCAAAAGUUUCCACUCUCUUUCUGUCCUGCUUUGGCCUCUUAUGGGUGUGUGUUAUGCGAGCAGUCCCCGGUCUCAGAGUGUCAUUAAUCAUCCACUUGCCAAAAUAAGAUUAGGACAAAUAUGUAUGAGAAAGUUUUUCUGCCUAGUCCAUUUUUACUUUAUCGAUGUAGGCCGUUUUUUUUUCCCUUCUUCUCUCGAGUAUGUGCAUGUUCAGCUACAUGCAUGUGUAAGAGAGCAAGCUGGAGAAAUAAAGAUUCAGUUUUGCAGGACCACCCUCCUCAUCCUGACGGGAAGUUGUUAGUUUAACCUGACAGGAAAGAAUUUGGGAAACUUGGCAGCAGGCGACAAGGGAGAGAGAAAAGCUCCCUUCUCUGCAUUAACUGUUAAUAGACUGACCAUUACCAUCCUCUUCUCCAUUUUCCUCCCAAUCCAUCCUACCUCCAUCUCACGCACACUCCCUCCCCACUCUGAUAUAUAUUCCCUCCCUCGCCCCCUCUCCCCAUCCUGCCUCUCAUUAGUUGUUCUUUGUCCCGACUCCUGAAUGCACCCUGUGUGUUUUCCUCUGCCCCUUAACUCUCCCUCCCUCCUCCUCCCGGACCCUCUACCUGUAUCAGUUACACCUGAGCGGGAAGGUGGAGGGGUCGGGUUACAGCCCGCAGAAUGAGGGCGCCCCUUUGAUGAACACACUCUGGAUGGGUGCGGGUGCAGGCGGAGGAGAUGGGGUCAGCGGUGAGAUGGGGGCUGACAGAAAAGAAAGGCUUUAUUUGUGUUUGGAGUUUCUGCUGCUGAGGGUGCUGCAGAGUGCACCGCCUCGCCCGGGUUGUGUUUUGCUAAUGUCUGCCUGUUUGUAUACGUGUGUGUAUGUAAGAUAAGUUUUUGUAUGGAUCAAGAUUGAUUGUUUAGAUGGAUGAUGUCGUUGUGUUUUGGAGGUUUUGUUUUCCGUUCACUUCUGUGGGUGUGUGUUUGUUUCAGUCAGAAGAAAGUGGUUUAUGCUGUUUGUUUGGAGAGAACCAAGUUUGUAAAUGAACCACUGACCUUUUUCUCCUUCUUCUUCUUCUGUGUGUGUGUAACAGGGGGCAGUGUAUGGAAGAUGUCUGGAAAGACAGACUGGACUCAGUGGAUGAAAAAGAGAAGAGCUCCAGUGUUGUGUGCUCUGGGAGUCGUUCUGCUAUGCUGCCUACAGAGCAGCGCCUCUCUCACCGGUGAGUACAAACUCCGAUUUUCUCUAUGAAGAAACAACCUUAAGAAAAAUGAUCAAAACUUUCCAUGUCAGUCUCCUUCAAAUAUGCAUUACUGACUUCUUCUGCCCUUACUUUAUGAAUGACCUUACUCUAGUUUCCAAACACCUGGCGCAGGGUAACUCUUGCAGGGUACUAAAUAUCCUGGCUCUGUCACAGGUGGGAGAUGUUUGUACGUGUCUGGCAGGAAACGCAGAAGUUUAUUUGAAAUGAAGAAGUUGGUCGUUUUCAUGAGCUGCACAAGCCAACUCACAAAGACUGGAGAAGAAAAGCUGUGUUGUAUGUCGAGUUGUAACAAAAAGACCUUCGACUGAUUAUUCGAUGAAAAAGAUCGAUUGGCGAUCCCUUUUUUUUGCCGAGGACAAAGCCAAGAAAAUGUCAAAAAUGCUUUCCUUGGACAUGACUUGUGAUUUGGGGUUUUGGUUUGGUCGGGAAAACUUUUUAUAAUGAAUCAGGAAAAUUUGGUAGAGUUUUUUUUGCCUUUAUUAAUUUCACUUGUUUUUGUGGUUGUCAAACUGCUCAUGAUUUGAUGGAUGAUCAAUAGGAAACGUCCUAAAUGCUGCCUGCUAUGACGUGUCUGUGGAGGUUCCUGACUUUCAUAUCUUCCUCAGAUGAGGUGCCAGUGUUUCUCGAGGAGCCCAUGUCCGUGGUGCAGAAGCUCGGCGGAAGCGUCAGUCUUCGCUGCAGCGCCCGACCCGCCUCUGCCAACAUCAGCUGGCGCCUCAACAGCCAGGAGCUCUCAGAUGGAGACAUGGGUGUAGUGCUCGGACCUACCAGCCUGUUCAUCCCUGCGCUGUCUAACCUGACUCUGGGCAGAUACCAGUGUGUGGCCAGCACCGGAGCAGGAGCCCUUGCAAGUGUACCCGCUAACGUCACUGCUGCUAGUGAGUAGACAUCUAGUCUUUUCCUAUAUAAUGUCACAUAUCAAGAUGAAGUAUUGGCCCAUGAGUGCCAGUAAAUAGAAAUCCAUGUUGUCAGUGGAGGAACAUCGACUGCUGGAAGCACAGACGUCAUUCAGCGACGUCACCUGUUGGUUUUCUAAAUGAGGGUUAUUAUGGCAUUUGUCAUACUGGAAAAGCUGGUUCUAUUUGAGUCAAAAAAAAAAAACAUUGAGGCCGCGCUGUCCUGAAAAACAACUACAACAUACUCACCUGUCAGUCAAGUCCUUCCCUCCCCAAAUCAUGGUUAAUAAUUCACAACCCUUAGCCGCAAUAAUAAAGACGUAAGGUCUGAAAAUAUGAAACUGUGUUAGGAAUAAAGAAAAGAAACGUCACCCCCUCACAAAGAUUCAGACAUCAGUGGAAAAGCAUCAGUCAGGCAGCUGUUUUUCUCCGGUGUCAUAUUGAUCUAAUGCAGCUAAAGUGAAUUAUUCUCACUGCUGGUGUUUUUAGUGGUCUGAGUGUGUGGGGUUAUAUUUGAUAUGCAUCAUGGGACCAAGAGGGGGGCUUGGAGCUGUGUAACCUGAUUCAGAGGAAUGGAGGGGACUCAGGGGCCGGGGGCCGGUCAGAGCUGAGGGGAAAGGGGACCAGGACUCAGUUAGGCAGGCUGGGGGCCCCCUGCUUCCAUCGGACCCUCUGCUCCCCACAACACCACAUUCCUCACCACGGGGCCCGACAGCGAGGCUCUGCAGAAAUUAUGGCCCCAUAAUUGGUGAGAGGGUUUGGGGGAGACGAGGAUGCUGUUUAUGUGUGUGUGUGUGUUAGAGGGUGGACAGAGGAUACACCAUUAGGUAAAAAAAAACCCACUGCUGUUAGAUGUAUUGUCUUACAUGCAGGGAUGUGAUGUAUGAGGCUGCCAUAGCUGAAGAAACUGGAGGUGUUUUAGGCGCGUCGAGACAAGAUCCUCACACAAGAUGAGACGUGAUGUCACAUUCUCCGUCUCCCCCUUCACAACUUUACACACACUUUCACGCAUUUCUCUCCCUCUGCAUGUUUCACUCCUCACCCUGUCACUCUCUCUCCUCUCGUCUCCUUUCAUUAUCUCUGACUCUCCCUCCUCCUUUUUGUCAUCUUCACCUCUGCUUUGCAUUUCUCCCUUUUUGUACAAAGGGAGUAAAACGUUAUUGAUGGUUCCAAUGGUGGCUGUUGAAAUAACCACAUAUGGAGGCAGACUUUUUCACCCCCACCUCCCCCCCCUAAAAAACUUCUCUAAUUUAAUAACGGUCUCUCCUCCUCGGCCACCCCCAGACCGCCUAAGGAAUUGCUCCACGGGGAGUGUGUACGUGCUUGCCUCUCCAUUUGAGCCCUCUUAGCUGUAUGCACAUGUUUUCAGAGAGGAGGAUAGGUUGGUUCCAGACCCUCCGCGCGAUCCGACUCUGGAGGAUCUGCUCUUUUUUUGGCAGAGGUUAAAAGCUCCCUCGCUUGGAUUCUUGUGCAGACAAUCACCCUCCCCUCUGCGCAGAAAACAGAGACAUGUAUCUGCACAACGUGAACGCACAACACGUUGCACAAACAUGUUAUAAUUCAGACGCACGCAGAAACUCAUGCGCAGGCCUCCUGCUGCUCCACAUAAAGAUGAUGAAUGCAGUGUCUCUCUCGAAAUAUUUAAAGUCUGCUUUGCCAAGCAAUGCUGGUGCGGGAGGUCUGCUUCGCUUUAUGAAUACCAUCAAUCCUGCAUCCCUGCUGCCACACACACACACACACACAUUACACGUGCACUCUCAUAUGUGUGCACACACACCUGAGAUGCACACAUACGGGGUUCUUCCUGUGAAGAAUGCGGGGCAGCAGGGUUUUUUUUUCAGGGGGGUUAAAAGGUGUAACUGGAGGAAUUUGUGAGAAGGCAGGAGGAGGAGGAGGAAGGUGGGAUGGGUGGAUGUGAGAGAGGCAAAGGGGGGAGGAAGGGAGGGAGGGGGGUGACUGUAAAAACAGCACCUGAUUGAUUUAGCAAAUGGAGCGCCACACGGUCUCUUUUCAAGCUUUUUCCUCUCAACACACACACACACACACUCGCUCACUCUCACACACUCCACUUAGCUUGACAUGUUCUGGCUGGGAUUCUCAUCUUUCAGAAAAAGAGCUGAAACGGAGUCGUCCUGUAGUUGUGUGUGUGUGUAGACUCUGAUUUCUACCACUGGAGCCCCUCCCUUAGUCAUAGACGGACACAGACCCAACAUGCUCGCUAAAUGAAUCAGUUCCCUGCUGUGGAGGCGUUUGUUCAGCGCUUUGAUUCAGUCACUCUGAAGUCGUUAUCAGUCGAUUCAGGCCUUAACACAAACGUUCCUGAAUCAGAGCUGUAUGCUAAGUGUCAUCAGCUGACUGUGUGUACCAGCAGCUUCUUUCCAGAGACUGAGCAGUCUAGCCAAGAAAAACUCACCAGUCAUAGCACCUCUGGAAAGAAUGAAGAGACGCCAUGUUUGUUUAGAAUAAAUCAACAGAAGUUGGUCGACUUUAAAUCAUGUCCCUGUUGAAGUUUUAUUUGUCUUUCAUUUCAAUCCUUGACUCCUUCAUGACGAAUUUCUCUAGUUGUUGCUUUCUUUUCCCCUUCUUGUGCUGUUUUUCCCUUUUCCUCCGUCUCCUUUUCCCCCGUGCUUCAAAUCUAUAAAACGACAACAUCCCCCCUGCUGAGAUUUUCUGUGGGUUUUUCUUUUUUCUCCCUCUUAAGAGCACAGUUUUGGCUGUUUCCUCCCAAACCCAAACUGCAUAUCUUUCUUUGAAACUCUAUAGGACGGACACCUCUCACCUUUGACCCCAUGGCCAGGCCUCCUGGCCGCUCAGGCAGGGGGGGGAGUUUAAGGGGUCGGAGGUCACAUGAGUGUCUGCUCUGUGCAGACUGUGUGUCUGCGGGACACAGUCGCAGCACAUGGCCCCAGUAAUCCCACUCCGCUGUUUCCCACACAAUCUAAAGCGGCUCCAGUCGCAGUAUAAUGUUUGACAGGAUUAAUGACACCUUCUCGAGUGUUACAGACUCCACUUUCAGGCUUAUCUGGAGUGACACAAAAUGAGGAAAACAGAAUAACAACCCUCUACAAUCCUCCUUAGAAACAUCGGAAAGAAAUUACUCAAUGGAAGAAGAAAAAGGUCUGUCUUUCAAAGAGAAGGCGCACUAGACUUGUUGUGGGAGUGUGUUUUCAUACAAUGAGGACAAGCUGAUGUGAGAGAAAUUCAAUAUGGAAGCAGCCGUUUAUUAUUGCUCAGAAUCUGUGGUUUUGUUCUUCAAAAGCUGAGGACUGACUGUAUACAUGUGCCGUUAGAAGUGAUUUACAAAGCACAUUAACAUGAUGAAAGAAAGCCUGAGUGUGUCGCAGCAAACUGACUUUUCUCUCGCCUGUGUGUUUUCCAGAGCUGCGGGACUUUGAGCCCGACGACCAGCAGGAGAUCGAGGUCGAUGAAGGCAACACGGCGGUUAUCGAAUGUCACGUCCCAGAAAGCCAGCCCAAGGCUCAGGUCCGCUACAGCGUCAAACAGGAAUGGCUGGAGACAUCCAAAGGUACAGAGCUGCUCCACUUCAUUAACGUUUCCCAUAAAUCUCUGCCUGCCAGCCUCCCUCUUGAUUCCCACACUAUCUUCAUAAUUUACUGGAAUGCUAUAAUCCUGCUAUCUAGCCCAUCAUAAAGCCGGUGAUAAGGGUUUUAUCUGGAGAAUGUUGAGACAUGGGAAUGCAGUUGUUUAUUUUUGAAACUAUUUACUUCUAAGUUGCCUGGAAGAGAAGAAGAAAAGCUCCAGUGGUUUGUGGCUGGUAUGCUGAUGAUGCCUGGGAGCUGUAGGUACUGAUAUCUGCAGCUUAUCUCGGAGGAAAUGAGUGCAACAUUGAAAAGCGUUCACUCGCUGCUCUCCGUCACAUUUUUGGCGCCACCUUGUGGUUCCUGCUGAUAAUGCAAACGUGCAGAGAUGAACGAGGUUAAUGCUCUAGCUCAGUGGUUCUCAAGUCCAGUCCUCGAGGCCCACUGUCGUGCAUGUUUUGGAUGUGUCCCUGCUCCAACACACCUGAUUCAAAUGAUCAGCUCGUUAUCAAGCUCUGUAAUGGCUUAAUAACGAGCUAAUCAUUUGAAUCAGGUGUGUUGGAGCAGGGAAACAUCCAGAACAUGCAGGACAGUGGGCCUCGAGGACUGGACUUGAGAACCACUGGUCUUGCAGAAAGUACUUAGAAGUCAUGGCAAUAAAAACAUUUUAUUCAAAGUGUUUUCUUUUGUACUUCUUUUGUUAUUCAUUAUAAAUCAUGUGCUAGAGAAUAUAUAUUCUUUGUCUACAUAUCUGCACUUAGACUUGUGCACAUUAUGUUUAUACUGCAGAAACUGAGAUAUGCCACGUGAUGUUAUUGUUUUACACUUCACUCUAUCUCUGAUAAAACAAACCAUACUUAACUUUAUUUUUAGAUUUGGAUGAUCAAUACCAAUAAGUAGUGAACAGGUCCACUCUCACCUGAUCAUCUUUAGACAUUAAACAAUAAAGAAGUAUAAUUCCAUCAUUUCAUUUGCAUUACAGUUUCAUAUACAUGUUUUUUUUAAUUUCACAAUGACAUAACAACCAUAGAAAAUGUCCGCUUUUUUUUUUUUAACCACAUAAUUCCCUACCCUCCUCAUUGUUCCCUAGGGAUACAGAACAGAAAGGGGAAAACAUAUAUAUAUAUAUAUAUAUAAAAGUAAAUAAAUAAAUAAACAGUACAGAAUCAGACAAGUACAUUAAGGAGGAACAAAACAAGAGACAUAAGUAAGUCAAUAAAUAAAAAAAAAUUAUAAAAAAAUUAAAAUGACAACAUCAGUGAUAUCAAUAAACUCUAGCCAAAUGUGUAUACAUGUAGGCUGUAUAUAUGAACAUACUCAUACACAUGCAUACAUACAAAUGUGUACCUACUCAAUUACAAAUAAUGGUAUACAUGUUUUUGAGUAACCAUUAGUUAACCCCCAAAAAAUGAAAACCUAUUUUGAGUAAUGCUUUAGAUUUCAGGACACUGCAAUAAUUAACUGCAUUGAUGUGUGUAUCAUAACAGAUCUUAUAUUAAACACCAGACAGUUACAGACAUAGAUGUUUAUAUGAAGUUGUUUGGUUUCUGUCCUGCAGGGAACUACCUCAUCAUGCCAUCAGGGAACCUGCAGAUAGCCAACGCCACACAAGAGGAUGAGGGGCCGUACAAGUGUGCCGCCUACAACCCAGUAACUCAGGAGGUCAAAACGUCCACCUCUGCAGACCGUCUGCGCAUUCGCCGUGAGUCAUCGUCCUUCACAGCAUCAUGUUUUUAAUGGGAGAGCGAUUUUGCACACACAUCUUUACGAAAGUAUUAACUCUCUGUCUGUAUCUGCUCGCCAAGGCUCCACCUCCGAAGCUGCCCGCAUCAUCUACCCUCCAGCCCCCCGGUCCAUCAUGGUGACCAAAGGCCAGCGCUUGGUGUUGGAGUGCGUCGCCAGCGGCAUCCCCACUCCGCAGGUCAGAUGGUUGAAAGAUGGGCAGGAUCUGGGCUCCCAUAACAACACGCGCUUCCUGCUCAGCAACCUCCUGAUCGAUGCAGUGGGAGAGAGAGACUCAGGCACUUAUGUUUGCAGAGCAGACAACGGCAUCGGCUCGGCGAGCUCUGCUACGGUGCUCUAUGAUGUGCAAGUGUUCGGUGAGUAGUCUGGAGAGAAUCAAACUCCUUGUGUUGUGUUUUUCUAGUGCAGGAUCCCUGAUAGUUUGUUUUCUCUGUGAUUUUAUUAGCAGAGUUUUUGUGUAUCAUAGAUUUAAUAACCACACUGACUGCUGUUUGGCAGACAGAGAAGACAGGCUUUUUUUUGUAUGUGUGUGUGCGCAGUCAUGUGUGCAAGAAGCCUGUAAGCCUGGGCGGUGAUUUUUUUUAUUUUUCCAAGAAAGACUUUGUGGAGACAGAGCUCUCUUUGCUGUAGCAGGGCUUGAUUGAAUGUGUCUAGGUUAUGGAUGGCUGUUUUUACAGUGAUUUUCUGUGUGUGUGCAUGCGUAUGGCAGUGUGUGUGUGUGUGCGUGUAUGUGCACUGAAGGCUUGUCUCUCUGCAGCUGGCUCUAAUUAAAGCCAGAGAGCUGCUGUGGCUGUAAUGAGCUCUCUUUCCCUGAUUCACAAGCAGCCAACCAUCAACUAGCUGGCCUGGCCCAGCCUGCAUCACUCUGUACAACCCACUGCCACACAGCCCGAAGACACACACAAAUAAUUGUGAUAUUACUCACACACACGCAGCUUUGUUGAAACUUUGACUAUUUUAAUAACGGAUUAAGCAAUUAAGUCAUUUAUCAAACAAGAGACGUCAAACAUUCAUCGGUCGCAGCUGCUGCUCUCUUUUGUUUUCCUUAUUUGUAAAUGCAAUAUUUUCAAUUAUUAACUGCUGGCAGAAUAACUUCAUUUGAGGACGUCCCCUAAACACCCAGAGGGGGUUUAAAAAUUGUGUUUUGGACCAACAGUUGGAAAAACAUGAGCAAGGGGAUUAGGUUUAUGAAAUCAAAUAAACAGAAAAUGCGCUCAGUUUAGAAGCUGGGACAGGAAAGUGUUUCAGUCUUGUAAUUAAAAGUGACUCAAAUGAGAAUUAGACUUUAAAAUGAUUGUGGUAAAUUCAUAUAUAUUUGUCCAUCACACUUUGUCCUCAGCACACCUCUGUCUGCAUAAACAUUCAAUAAGCAAAGGGACCAGCAUUCUGAGGUCACUUUCUCUCUCCUGCAGAGCCUCCUCAGGUGACGGUGGAGCUGCAGCAGCAGCAGGAGGUCGUGUACGGAGAGACGGUUCGCUUCAUCUGUCAGGCCCGAGGUAAACCCACCCCAUCGGUGAUGUGGCUCCACAACGCCCGCCCCCUUACUCCGUCUCCUCGCCACCGCCUCACUGCCAAAGGGCUGCGCGUCACUAACGUGGGCCCUCAGGAUGACGGACUGUACCAAUGCAUGGCUGAAAACGGAGUGGGCAGUGCGCAGGCCUCCGCUCGCCUCAUCACGGUGUCAACCGGUAAGUCAGUGAGAUCAGACUGUGUUUCAGGUUUGAUUCUUUCAUUUUGCAGCCUUUAGAUUUCAUGGGGUUUGUUAUUAUCUUGAAGGGAUUUCAUCCAGAGGGAGGCUGCCCUCUAUUUAUCGACCGCUCAGCCCCGACAAGGUGCUGAGGGAGCAGCCGCCUGUGAGGCCCGGGGUUGCUGGGGCCAUGCUGCCUCUGGACUGCUCUGAGCUGCCAGGACAGAUUCUUCCUGCAGAGGCUCCCAUCAUCCUCAGCCAGCCACGUACCGGCAAGGCAGACUACUAUGAGCUCACCUGGAGGCCACGGCAUGAACGAGGAGUGCCUGUACUGGAGUAUAUGAUUAAAUACAGAAAGGUACAUCGAACAGCUCACGACUAUUUCCCAUCAAAUAUUCUCACAGCAUCAUCUAAUCUUAAACAUACGUGCUUUCCUCGUGGCUCAUCCUUGCACUCUUGUUUGUCCGUCUCUCACAGGUUGGGGACCCUCUAGCAGAGUGGACCUCCAGCAGUAUCUCAGGAGCUCUCUACAAGCUGACUUUAGCUAAACUGCAGCCAGACAGUCUGUAUGAGGUGGAGAUGGCUGCGAAAAACUGUGCAGGUUUGGGACAACCAGCCAUGAUGACCUUCAGAACUGGUAAAGGUACCACAUCCGUCCGCUUGUAGUUUGUUAGAAACAACACUUUAAAAAUCAUCACUCUUUAAUUUUGUAAGUUGUUUCAUGAGUUUGUGUUUUGGUGUUUUCAGGUCGCAAAGUGCAGAUUGACCCUCCUAAAACUCCUGCUGUUCCUUCACCAAGCCUCUCUCGUAUGUAUCUGUUCAGUCCUGGACUUUACUCCUCCCUUAUUAACUAAACUAACCAAAUAAUCACUUCUACUAAAGUAGCUCAAAAAAAGAGUUUUUUUUCUUCAUAAUAACACCCUGAACUUCUAACCGGUCUCCUUUUGACUAACACAGAAAUUUCUCUUUUCCCUUUCCCUCUGAAGGAUGAGCUCUCAGUAAGUGCUGCAUGCAGCAGGUUUUGCCUUCACCGUCAUAAUUACAGAGUGCUGUCUCUGAGUUUGUAUCUACUCUUGUCCUUUAUCUGACACCAUCCAUCUCUCUCUGCAGCUCCCGAAGCCCCUGACAAACCCACAGUCUCCACGGCAACAGAAACAUCAGCUUACGUGACUUGGAUUCCUCGGGGUAACCGUGGCUUUCCCAUCCAGUCAUUUCGGGUGGAGUACAAGAAGGUGAAGAAGGCAGGAGAGGACUGGGUGACGGCGGUGGAAAACAUCCCUCCAUCCCGGCUCUCGGUGGAGAUCACAGGCCUGGAGAAAGGUCGGCCAUCUUUGACAUCCCUUUGAACAGUGUUGUUAUUGUUCACAGCAGUUUUAUUCUGACUUUGCGGAGUCGGGGGGGAAGAGGGAGGAUGUCGCACCGUAUAAUUACAGUGUUGAUGUCCUUCAUAAUUACAUUCCCACGGCCUGUAAAUUCAUCAGCAUAAUGAGUGUUGUUACAGUCAUUUCAGUAAUUACUGCCAUCAAUCAAACCGUAACUGGGUCUCAUUUGCUUUGAAAAGAAAACAUAAAGUAAAGUGAAAAUAAACAUCAUUAGUCAGCACAAUGAGAGCUUCAUUUCAGACAGCUAGUUUCCCCCAGAGACAGAUGAGUGACAGUGAACCCUUUCUGCAGGUACAUCCUAUAAGUUUCGUGUAGUGGCGGUCAAUGUAAUCGGCUCCAGUCCUCCCAGUGCUCCUUCAAAGGCUUACACUGUGGUCGGUGGGAGGACUCAUGAGCGCCCUGUUGACGGACCCUACAUCACCUACAAUGAAGCCAUCAAUGAGACAACCAUCAUUCUGAAAUGGACGGUGAGUGGGAACAAAAAGGUUACAGGAAGUUCAUCCUUCUUUUUUUUUUUUUUCUUGAGUACAUUUUUAAAUCAUGACAUCUCCCUCUCUACAGUACACUCCGGUCAACAACACUCCCAUCUACGGUUUCUACAUCUACUACCGGCCCACAGACAGCGAUAAUGACAGCGACUAUAAAAAGGAUGUGGUGGAGGGAGACAGAUACUGGCAUUCAAUCACCGACCUGCAGCCGGAGACCGCCUAUGACAUCAAGAUGCAGAGCUUCAACGAGAAGGGAGAGAGUGAAUUUGGCAACGUGGUGAUCCUGGAAACAAAAGGUGAGGUCAUCUUUGUUGAGAAGUAGCAGCUGCGUACAGUUUUAGUCGCAUAGAUUUCAGGAUGAUUCAUCAAGAAGCAGAACAGUUUUCAAAGUCUGACUCUUAUUUGAAACCCUUUUUCAAAAUUUUGUCCCCCAGCUCGUCCAAAUCAGCAGAGACCUACUCCAUCAGAGACCCCAGACCAUGGGUUAGGACCUGGACACGGUCUGGUGCAGCGGCCAGGUGACCUCCCCUACCUCAUAGUUGGCAUUGUUCUAGGAGCCUUCGUCUUCAUCAUCGUUGCCUUUAUCCCUUUCUGCCUUUGGAGGGCUUGGGCCAAACAGAGUGAGUGCUCCUCACAUAUCCUCACAUCUUUGCAGAGCUCCAAAGGUUCAACUUUCAUCUUUGUAAUUCUCUUUUUGUGUUUAUUUCAGAGCAAACCUCAGAUCUGUGUUUUCCUGCUGUUGCCGCUCCUGUCUCGUCAUGUCAGUACACCAUGGUCCCUCUUCAGGGACUCGCUCUGGUCGGCCACUGCCCACUGGACGGUCACAUGACGGCUCCACAUGUUGUUUAUCCUGCUAAUGGAGAAUACACUCCGAAUGGCAAGCUUCACCACCCCACACACUGCCUCCCUGGGCUGCAGCAGGUAACGACACAGUCUGAAGGCUAAAACAUACAGGAUCCGUAUCGGCGGUGUUAUGUAUCACGCAGCAAAUAGGUUGCCAUUCUAAUCAAUGCAGCAUCGCUUACCGGACGCGCAUCGGCAUCACAUCAGUAGCAUAUAAAGAGUAGCGCUGAAGAUACAUGACGAGUCUAUUUUUGCUGUGAAUGAUUGUUGUUCUGACAGUGCUGAGCAAGUAACUGAGGUUUUCUGGUGUUUUAUAGGAGGAGGCUGACUGUGAUAUGGAGUGUGACACGCUGUUACCACAGACAGUGUCAAAUGGUCAUGUGCCUGUUUACCACUACUCCACCAGGUAUGUUUACUUCCUAAUCUCAAACAGUCUGUGCCCUUGUGAUGCAGUUAAAGCAUGUUUUUCAUAAUCAAGAUUGUUUAGGCUGCUGCAGGUCAUUGUCACAUUGUCAGCCAACGUAUAAACUGCUUAAGAUGUGCUGGUUCCUUCUGUUUAUGAACUUUUUCAAUAUUAAAUGCGUAAAAGCAAACAAGACCAUGGGAAACACAACUUUUUGCAGUAAUGUAAAAUGCCUUAAACAGCUGGGAGGAGGAGCCACCGUAGAAAAAGCUUUUUUUAAAAAAUUUUUUUUUUACAUUUUCUACAUCAAAUAUUCACAAAAUAAUAGAUUUGACUGUCAAAAGCCAACAGGAGGAGAUUUACAUUAGAGGACACGACUCAAGCAAGUUUAGGGACAAGAUGAGCACAUACUGCUGUGUCCACAGGGGGCGCCAAAACUGACACAAACAAAGUCACUUGCAGGAGCUUUUAGCUAUUCUCAGAAAUAAUAGAUAAAUAAACCAAAAAGUUCAGAACUUUACUGCCAAGCUUGCAGAGCAAAAGCAGCAUGUUAGCCUGGUAUUUGAUGAGCCAUGAUGCAUUAUCUAGUGUUGGUUUUAUGCAGAGCUGAGUACUGUAGGUGUUUAGUGCAGAACUGCAAAAGUAGACUUGAGGUGUGAGGAUAUUAAACAUUCGUUAAAGCCUUUUUUUGAGAAUCCCACGAGCACCAGCUGACAGUCGAACAGCCCCGAGGUCCUCAGUUGUAGCGUGCUCCUGUACUGAGACCUGCUUUUUCAGCUGGUUUUAGAAGCUUUGCCUUCUGCUUUAUAUUAAUACGAGCGGGACAAAGAUGCAGGUCUGUUUGGGUUUGCUCCCCACCGGCAUGGCUCUGUAUUCGUGAGAGUGGGGAGGUAAGGGCACUCAGUGGAAACUAGAAUUUGGUGCUUGAUUGCUCUUAGCAAAUUGUUGAAGACAAGAACAAGAAUUUAAUUUUACUGCCCAGGGACGCCCCCCCAAAGCUGGCUAGGUUUUUUUUUCCACUGGCUGAUUACUCCAUUUGUUUGUGGAAAGCCAUGGCCCAUAUACUAACCUUUUUUAUUUUUCUUGUUACUCCCUCAGUGGCUCGGACCGUAACGAACAAACUUGCUGUCCUCCAGACGACUCCACUCUGCAGCUCCUCGACGCCACAGAUCAGCACCCCAGUUUACCAGAGAUGGGAGGUGUUGGCAGCUUCUGUGGUGGAGGGAAAGGAGAGGAUUGCAUCACUCAAAGUAUAAAUGGAUUUUUAUCGCUGCAAUGCAAAUAUGAACGGAUAAUUACAGGGAAUAUGUAAUACAUAUAACAGAAAGGUGUAGAAAGAAGGGAAACCUUAAUAUUUUUGACUGUUUGAAACUUCUGGUGUAGACAUGUUUGAGUAUCAAUCGAACCACAAUUGAUCUCUUUCUUCUUCCUCUUGCAGAAUUAUCAUCCUUUCCUCUUCUUUCUCUGGAGGAUGAAGGGAUUUUCACCACAUCGUCUUCAGCAGCUACAACACCACAAUCCCAAGACACAACAAUACAGGAAGUGAACAUCCUCCCGAAUGAAACAUCCCCUGAGAACACGGGGACGGCCAAUACGACAGAUGCAUAAAAGACUGUUACGCAAACAGAAGAAAAACAAGAGAAAAUAUUUAUUUUUGUAUCACAGAUAUUUAUAUAUUUAUGCGUUUGUACAUAAGUGUCUGAUUGUACUGUAUAUAAGGUAUUUUUAUAGUGAAAGAGACUCUAUUUUCACGCUGUCACAGAGAAAGGGAGCACCGUGUUGCAUUUCUGUUCUGCGGAGGAAAUUAAGUUUGAGACGUUAUUCCUUAUGUGAAGAUCAGUCAGGGGAUUCCUCUUUCUUUUAGCACUUCAUGUUUAGACCCUCCUCACAUCAUUCCUCACAGAAGUCCUCCAUCCUCACUGUUUGGACCUUAGGUACUUAGCUUUAUGUACAAGAGAAACAAAGGGACCAUUCAAACAGUCUGAUGCUGUAAUUAUGAGGUGCUUGGUUGCUGUUUAGAUCCGUUGCUAUGUCACAUUUUCAAAAUACAAGUCUGCCUGUCAUUUUGUAUAGCAAUAACAAAUGUAUUAUGCAUUGCUCAUCAUUAACAAACUAUUAACAUGUGUAUGCAACAUAAAUCAUUCUGUCCAGUAGUGUACAUGAGAUUAUAUAUUGUAUAGUUAUUUAUUUUUGAUGUUAUUUUUUUAAAUCACUGAAUGGGAGAGAUUCUGGAAAUUAUCUGAAACUCAGUCAUAGAUAAGCUGAACUUUAAACUGCAACCACUUCUGUGUUUACUCAUUUGCUGGUUACCAAAUGACUGCCAGGUGAGGGCGCUGUGACAGGUGUGUCAGUAUUAUUCCUCCCUCACAGGUUGGUGCAUAAGUAUUAGUCUUUGCCAGAGACAUCUGCAAUCGAAAUGAAGGAGAUCCUGAAUCUACACUCUCACUUAGAGGUGUGGCCGUCCUGUGGCUGCACAUGCUGGAGCACUAUUGCAUGUAAAUAAAAGCUUAUGAAAUUGACAAGUGAUUUGUUUUUUUUUUGUUUUUUUGUACUUGUGACAGUGAAAAACUGGAAAUACGCUCAAAAAUUCCUCUGAACUUUUUUAACCCACCACUGGAUUCAACAAGCCAUGCAAAACUGAAGCGCCAUCUAGUGGUACAAGAAUCACAUGAUUCUUCAGUUACAAAUUUCUCCUUAAAAACUUUAUUAAUCAAUUUUGUAUUUACAAAUACAUACAUAAUCUAACAAUUCUGAUAUGAAACAUUGGUAUUUACAAAAUAGCUCUAAGAAAAAAAAAACAUUCUGUACAGUUUAACCUGAUAUAAGUUAGCAUAAUAUAAAUUACAUUGGUUGGUAACUGCAGAGGGUUUCUGCGAGAUGAAAGGAUUCAUUGAAUUUAAGUUUGAGAGAUAAACUUGAUUCUGACAGUUGCUUAGAAAAAGGGCUUUCAAAGGUUCACAUUUUACUAUAAACUUAAAAUCAAAAGAUUUCAAACAACUUUGAUAUCAUAAUCGUGCAAGGGGGGGUGAAUUUGAGACUGAAACCGCAGGAACAUAAAUAAAGACGACCACUUUAAGACAGACGUGGUGUUAUUAGAAAUUAGAAACCGUUCUUAUGAGCUUUACCUCUUCCUAGGAACUUAUCAGACAAUUUAGAGAACACAAGUGAUAUGAACUUCUCCCCUAAAAAGUUCCAGUUCUUAAAAUAGCAGCAGGACUCUCCUUAGACCGCUGAGCUGCCGUCAUGGCCCAGUAUGUGGCUGAUGUUGUGGGCUGGACGGUUGGGCUGUUUGCCUGAGUCGGCGGAGGAAGUGUUGGAGAGAGACAGCAGGGGGGACAUGGGCAUGGCUGAGCCAUCAGUGGGCAUGCCGGUGGCGAUUUCUGGGAACAGUGAUGUGAGGCUGAAGUUGGAAAUGUGAGGUGUGAUCCCAGAUGAGUUGGCGAUGGGCAUAGGGGGCAUAUCUGGGAGCAAUGGGAAGCUAGCCUGCCCAAAACCCACAGGGCGAGGUGGGGAGAGGAUGGAGCCAAAGCGGUUGUUCAGGGGUGGGGCGCUGCCCUUGUCAGCACUCGGGCUUGUAAACAUUUGGUUGGGGAAAUAUUGGAGGGUGACAUCACUGGGGAGGCUGGGGUGAGCAGCAGGUGAGUAGGAUGGGUAGAAGGAAGGUAAAGUGUUCUGGGGCUCCACAGGCAGGAGCGAAGGAGUACGGGAGGCGUUGGGCUGGCUGACAGGAGGGAUGAAUGUGGAGUUCGCAUUGAUGGGAGGAGGGGGAUUCAUCCCUCCUUCAGGUAUAAAGGGGAAACCAAAGUUCUGGGUCAGGUGUUGCUCAGGAACCAAGUUGUUGUCAUUUGGAACCUGAGUACUAUCUGCCAUAAAGCGAACAAUAGUGCUUCGCCUUGCCUCUCCUCCAGACUGAGGCCUACUGAGCAGCACACCUCCACCUGAGGGCAGAGGCAGGUGACCCUCAGGUUCGAAGGGGUUACUCUGUCUCAGAGCUCCAGACCGAGGCCGGUCUCCAGGUCUCAGCUUGGUGGGCUGAGUAUCCCUGGGGAUGUGGCGGGAGUGCUGGCUGACAGCAGGAGGCGGUCUGGAGGGGGCAGAGGAGCGUCCUGGCUCAGAGCUGCUGUGUGGAGUUGGAGGGUGGGGUAGACCUGCUCGCACACCUGGACCCCCGUGCAUAUUACUGCUGACCUGAGAUAUGUGGCCCUUGUUACCCUCUCCAAGCCUCAUAGCUGGUGCUUUCUGAGUCUGGGGCACACUAGGACUUGAAGUCUUCGCCUGAAUGUCUCCUGAAGAGCUUCCAGGCACACAGCUGUAGUCCAUACUGACUGGGGGGCAGCACUGCACCGCCCGCUGAUGAUUGCUCUGCUCAGGCAGGUGGGGGGAGAGGAGGCUUUGCAUGAAACUUUGGUGACAGACCUCCUGGUCAUUGGCCAGUGCUGGUCCUACCUGAACUCCUUGUGGGCCAGGAUGAGCUGCACUGUAGCCGCCACGGCUCCUAGCAUCUGCUGGGGGCCCAACACCCAUCCUGAAGCCCCCCUGCUGCUGCCCCUGAGGGCCCCUUUGAGAAGGCGGCACGGACUUAGGAGUCAUGUCACUCCCACGAGACACCUGUGCUUCAAAACCACCAAGUUGAUGAGCACCUCCUCCCAUGGUUUUGAACGGAGGACACUCAGAGACCCUCUGGACAUCAGCGGACCCUGGGUGUUCAGGAGGGAGUCGAUUCUGUUGGUUGUGUGGGAUGCUGGUCUUCCCUCGUGAUGUGUCCAGGUAGCCUCGCAGGUCCGGCUGCUCUUGAGUGGCACUGCGACCGGGCUGGAGGUGGAGACCCAUGCGCUGCUGCUGUUCACCACUGGUGGAGGUCUUACCAAUGAGCGCCUCGGCAGAGUAGUUAGAGACACGAUGACGUUCCUGCCGUGAGGGAGCACAGGACAGAUCAGACGACCGGGACACGGGAUUACUGGGAGGCGAGAUGAGCUGCUGAUCCAAAGUCCUGGAGCUCAUCAUCCUCUGCAUAGCAUUAUGGUCCUGACCAGACUGGAAAAGGAAAAAAAAACUUUGGGUAACUUUUGUUCUUUGAAUAUUAAAAGGAAGAAAUGUGAAAAAUCAAAACUUUUCUGUAGACUACAUGUUGAUUAGUCAGCUCCACAGGGAAAUCAAAAAUUCUAGCGUGCAAAAACCAGUGAAACACCAGACAGAGAUCAUAGUGGAGAUUAAUAUUAUGGAGUGUUUGACAUUUUCCCUGAGAUGUGCCAGUGCUAAGUUUGAGAGGUAUUGGGAACCCUGGAAAUCUUAUACAAAUUUAACGAACGGAGAGUGCUCGUCUCAUCCUGUCUCUAUAAAUAUGUGUCCCCACAGCCCAGCUUUGGAUUUACAUUUUGGAAACAAACAUUUUUGUGAGUUAUUGCAUUCUAAGCCUGUAACGACCCUGUCUGUUACCUUCUUUGUUAUUUUCCUUUUGUUGCUUGUUUAAUGUAAAAAAUAUAAUCAUAAAAAUAAAGUAUUAAUAAAAAACAGUGAAACACAAAUAAACAUUGCAGUAUGUUUCCAAUCAUACUGCAGACUAUUUUCUACCAUGUGACACCAACCUUCAGGUGCUCCUGCUGGGCCAGGUGGCUGCUGUGGUGUCCUCUGGAUCCUGCAGCCUGGGCCUCACAGCUCUUGUCUUGAUGCCUGAAGUGCUGCUGCUGCUGCUGCUGGAUCUGCUGCUGCAGGUGUUGUUGGUGUCUGGAGUGGGAGCUCUGCUGUUGCUGUAGCUGCUGCUGCUGUUGUUGUUGUUGGUGUUGUUGAUGCGUCUGCGUCUGCUGCGGAUGUGUCUGCUGUUGGUGCUGCUGAGGAUGAGACUGUUGGUGUUGCGCCGGCUGCUGAUGCUGUUGUGAUUGUUGGUGUGGCUGUUGUUGAUGCUGCUGAGUGUGCUGUUGAUGCUGUGACUGUUGUUGAUGUGCAUGCUGCUGCUGAACUCCAGACUUUUCCAGGUGAUGCUGCUUCUGUUGCAGACCAGCAGGUGAUCCAGUUUGGCCUCCUCUGACAAGUCCCCGUUUCUUCUGCACAUGCUGUUGAUGCUGCUGCUCUUGCUGCUGCUGCUGUAGCGCCCUCUGGUGUAACGAGUGGCGCUGUGCUGGGUCUGGCUGUGUCAGGUGGUGCUGCAAAUGAUACAGAUGGUGUCUCUGAUGGUCUUGCUGCUGCUGUUUCAUGUAAUGAUUUCCUCCCAGGUGCUGGCCAGACUGGGUCGAGGCGUGCUGUGGGUGACCCUGGGGCAGAUGCAGCACACCUGGCUGGCUCUGCUCAGGGGGGGCCUGUGGCGCACAGUGGCCAUCAGUGGGUCGAACCACUGGGCUCAUGAAGGCGUUUGUGGAGAAAAGUGGGCCUCCGCUCUCUGUAUUAAUCCUCGUCAUGAUAGCUGAGGACGUUGGCGGCAGCUGUCCCAUCAUCUGGCUGUGGUCUGCUGCUUUCACAUCCAUGUGGCUAAUAGCGGGAGCCGAUGGAGGACAUGGUUUGGGCCGCUUUCCCGUGUUCAGCAUCACCUCCUCCUGGGCCUGCCGCUUGGAGAUGAUCUUCACUUGUCGCUCCCCAACACCAACUCCGGCCUGGGCUCUCAUUAGUGCUGUUUUUAAGGGGGUGUACUCAUUUAGCUGAGCUGCACCUGAGCAGGGUGAGAGGGUGUUGUUUGAGGGCUGGGAUAUGUGGGCUGAUGGCCCAGCAGGAGAGGGGGUCGAGCCUUGCUGGCCGCUCAUACUGGGAGAACCUGGGUAAGGCUGUUGACUGGAGCUGGGACGGAUCAAGUUGUUUACACUGAGGCUUGCCACAGUGCCACUCUGGGACUGGACCUGAGACAGAGGCUGAGACUGGGAGUACGAGAUGUUCUGUGGGUGUCUGUUUCCACUGGGACCGCUCACUGUUACCUGUGCAGCAGGUUUAACACUUGCUGUCUCCAUGGGUUUAGGUACUUUUUGCUGCUGUCCAGCUGAGCCUCUCUCUUUACUGCUGGACACUGGUGGGGUUUUUGGGGGCUCCCAUGAGGCUGUGGAAGGAUUGGCUGAGGUUGUGUUGUCGCCACUCCGCCUGCUUGGACUGUCUUGUUCAAGCAUGGCCAAAGCCAGCAUCUCUGCCUGCUCAGAUGUGAAUGUAAAUGUCCCGAACGAGCCGGUUGAUGCACUGAUACUGUGGCCCUGAGGAAGCAUCGAUGCAACUGAGAACCCUCUUCCUCCCCCUGCUCCCGUUGACAUCGGCGAAUCCGUUUGUCUGCUCGAUGUUAUUGGAUGCUCUAUAGUUUGAUUGUCAAGAUUUGUGUACACCUGUUGUGAUAAGGUUACGUCCUUUCGGGAGGGGGGGUCUGAAGCUGCUGCCACCACAUUUUCUUUCUCGACAGCUUGGUUUUGUCUCUCUUCCUGAGCCUCCCUUUCUCUUCGAGGGGGCUGGACUGGCUUGACUUCAGUGGGCUGACAGGUGGGAGGGUUGGGUAAAUCAGUCUGCUGGGCAGGGGCUCUACUGGUACUAAUCCUUUUCCUAAACUCUGAACUUGUUGUGGGAGCUGUCACAGAGCUGUGGGCAGCAGAAAAGGUUGCUGUGGAAGUCGAUGAUAGUGCCACAGUUGUGCAAACCAAAGGAGAAACCGUCUUUUGGGGUUCAGGUUUAGUACAGGGCAGAGGAGUUUGGGUAUUAGAUCCUUGGGGACGGCAUACUGACGCAGGCUGGGUGGGCUGAUGUGAAGAUACACGUGUGGCUGUGGGGACACUGCUGGUGCCAACAGAAGUCAGACGUACAGUAGAAACAGAGGUGGGAGUAUUCUGAGUGUCCGCGGCAGAGCUGACCACUGAUCUGGUCUGUUUUGAAACAGGAGGCGAGGCAGCUGGCUUCGUUUGUAUCGCGCUAGCUGCUGAACUAGUGGCUGGCUGUUUAACCUCUGGCAUUGGGAGUUUGGUUACAGUCGAGUUGCUGCUAAAAACUGUAGCUGGUUCACUUUCAGAGACCACAGCUUCUCUUACUGAGGGUUUGACUGAUGUGACAUCAACAGUUGUGACGGCAGGUGCCACGCCACUCUUACUUGUGUGAACAUCAGUCUGAGUUUCACCUACAGAGCUUUUGUCCUGCGGGUUGGGUUGACCUAAUGUACUUGUCUCAUUAGAGGAACUACACACAAUCAUUACCUGUGAGUUUUGUGUAGAUGUGACAUUAUCUGUAGUUUCGCUACACACAGUAUUGAUGGCAGCUGUGGUGCGAGUGGAGGGACUAUCUGUAACCUUCACAGUCGAGGAUUGCAAAACUUGUGAUGCUGUAACCUGAACCAUCUGAUUUUGUCCUGGUGUAGCCUCUGGCUCGGCUACAACUGCAUGCUGGGCCUGACUGAGCUCUUGUUUCUUGGCGGCUUUAGUCCUCUUUGCUGUUGCACUCUUUGCGCUCGCAUUUGAGCGAAGCCUUUUUCCUGCAGGCUUAGAGGCUUUAACCACCAACCCUGAUUUUACUUGGUUCGAACCAGGGACUUGAAGCUGCCGGACAGGUAGAGCAAGAGUAGUUCCAGGGACAGACGCUGGAGCAGGCUGUUUCUGCUGGACAACUGAUGAUGGAACAGCUGGAGGUUGACCAUUGUUCUGGGUUGUGAUGGUAAUUGGAAGGCCCUGAGAGAUGCUCUGAUUGAGACUGCUGAGCGCCCCUAAACUGUUGAGGGCCACAUUGGUAGUUGGUUCCUCUGUGGUGGUAGGCUGAACCAGCUGAAGUGUACUCUGGCCACUCUGGGAGGCUGAUUUGUCAGACGUCUUCAUGGGCUGCAGCGCGAAUACCUGACCGUUCACAGUGAUAGUCUGUGGGGUUGAGGGUACAGGUGGGGAAGAGGAGGCCUGUGUGACCUGAAGCGGUUGGUUCAUUUGGGGCUGAACGGGGCGUGGUAAAAUGUGCACCAGCUGCUUUCCUCCAAUGCCCUGUAAUGAAGACGAUGUUGUACUGCUGGUUGUGGGUAUUUGAGGAACUGCACUGGGUACCAUGCCAACCUGAGGAUUAUGGGCGGCAGGUGUGACCUGAUUGGGUGCCUGAAUAAUGACAAUAUGCUGACAGGGUGUCUGAUUGGUUAAUUCAUCUCUUACAACUGACUGGGUCGGGCACGCACUGGCCUGUUGCAGGAUGACCACACUCGGGUUGUUAGUGUUUUGUGGCGCUGUUGCACCUGAAGCUGUCCCCCCAGUGGGGUUAACCUGUAGCACCUGCAUGGUCUGAAGAAGAGGAAGAACUGUGGCCUGUGGUUGAGGUACCAGUGUUUGCUGGGGGAGGGGCUGAGGCUGAGGGAUGAGAGCUGUUGUAGGAUGGGGAACCAAUGAUGCUGGCUGAAGUACAGCAGGCUGGGGUUGUGUCACGACCGCAGGAUGGGCCACGACAGCAGGCUGGGGCACUAUUGCUGAAUGGGGAAGAACGGCACAUUGAGGUUGGGGGGCUAUGACAGGUUGAGGCUUCGGGUGGUUCAGAAUUGCUGGCCGUAGCUGAGGUGGACUUUGAAAGGGCUGUGCUUGGAUGUGAGCUGUUAUGGGUGCUUGCUGUACAGGCACAUGUGAUUGCAUCUGUAUUUGAAUGGGCUGAACAGAAGGUUUGGAGCCCAGUGGACACACAGUCACCUGCUGCACAGCCUGGCUGGUGUUGAUGACUUCUUGGGUGGGGACACUCUGGCAGACUGGCUGCACUGUGUUCCCCGCCAUCUGCAGCGUUGUCCAUGUCGUCUGUGUGCUACCUGCCGCCCCUGCUCUUAGAAGAGCUUGGCUGUUCGGGAUUGCAGUAUAACUUAAAGUCCUGAUGGCUGUUUCUUGAGUGGCCCAAGAGCCAGCUUCAGAGGCUGUGGCUUUCAGUGUCGGUAUAGUCUGGGUGAGAGUUGCUAGAGUGGUAACAGGCUGAGCAGGGCUUACUCUGGGUAACUGUGAAGCUGAAGUGGCUGCUAUACUGAUGGUUUGGGCUGGGGCAGCAGGCUGUGUUUCUUGGGGCAGGGCUGUGGAGGCUGCAGGGACUUUGAGGGUGAUGUAAGACACAGAGGGUGGCAGAGUGGGUGCAGCAGUCGGGGUCUCGACCACACAUUGCUCUAUCACGCUCAGGCCUGGUGCAGACUGAAUGGGUUUGACAGUAGACCCAGGAACAAGUGCAGGGGUGGAAGAUGAAGUAUUGACUUGCAGCACAGCUCCGUUAACCCUCAGACUGGAGCUGACCUCUGAAGAUGGCUGAAGGAUUAAUGUCUCAGAGGGCUGUUUCCCUGGACUAGUCUCCUUCCCUGCUGGGCACAUCACAUUGCCGUUGGAAUAGACGAUGAUCCCCUUUGGAAGUUGGUGCGUUGGGGUAACCUUAGCAACCUUGGUGCAGCGCUGUUUUCCCUUCCAGUGAAUGGUGGGGUCCUCCAGGAUGUUGAUAUCGUGGGCUUUGAGAAGCUCAAUGUAGUGAGCACUCUCCCUCCUCAGCUCCUCCAACUGACGUCGCAGCCGCCGUAUCUCCUCAGCUGCCAAGACCAAAGAAACGCACAAUCAGAUGAGGGUAUGUGGUCAUUUGUCAAGGCUUCAAAUACAUAAACUUUAUAAUCACACCGUCAUUACUUGAAUUACUAUUAAACUUGAGAAUAUUUGUGAGAAAAUGAAAAGUCACCUUGAACUUUAUCACCUCCUUCUAGAAGCAUUGUAUCAUUUUGUUUUUUCAGUUCAGCGAUGUAGUGAAAAGCCUGGUCCAAGAUCAUGUUCUUGCUCUAUUGACAAUGAUAUAAAGGACUGAUGUUAAUAUAUGUGGCACAGCUAUUCUCAACAAACACUAGUUUGACCUCCGUGUUCCUCAAAGCAGUAACAGCAGCUCAUCUCUUACCUGCUUCAGUGCCUGGGAACAGGGCAGGAGGUCUCCAAUGCGGUUUAUCCCAGCAUUAAUCUUUUCUUUUCUGUGUCUCUCAACUAAACAAAAGCAAAAAGAAAUUGAAUAUUUACUUAUACUUGAAGUGACACCUCUGUUCAUUAGAGAACAGAGUUUGAACAAAAGGUUUGAAGCAAAAUUUAGUUCACCUGCAUUGUGAGACUCUUUGUUUUUCUUUUUUCUGUAAAAAAAAUAAAACAAAAGUUCACUCAUGUUAUCCUGCCAAGUGUAAAUAUUUGGUUGAAACCACAAAACAGCAUAUAAACAAUCCUUACUUGGGUUUACGACCAGGUGUCUGGGUUUCAGUCAUUUCUGGCAUCCUGUACUAGCAGAUGCCCUUUCGAGAAAGUACCAGUCAACACAUUUAACAGCUUGGCUUCAGAUCCUUUUCAUGCCCACUCUGAAAGACAAUAUAUACCAUCCAGACAGAUUAUGAAGGUGUGGAAAACAACGACUGGUCAUAACAUUAUAAUUAAUCUAUUAUUAGCAUUAGAUUAUUAUUAAUCUAAUGCAACCCAAAAUACAGCAGCUCUUAAAGCUUUAUGUUCUUUUUUGUUGAGAUGAUCAGAUAGGUGGUAAUAUUUAUUUAUAUAGUGCCAAUUCACAACAGUCGUCCCAACCUAAGAUGGGAUUUGAUCAAUCUCAUCUAACAUGAGUGACAGUGGCAAGGAAAAACUUCCUUUUAACAGGCAGAAACCUUGAGCAGGACCAGACUCAUGCCAGACAGCCACCGAGAGAGAGAAAGAGAGAAGUGGUAAGAGGGCAGGGGGAGAGAAAGAGAACAAGAUAGAGGGAAGGAGAUUGAGAAUGAGUAAGGGAAAGGGAGGGAGAGAGAGUAGAGAACGAGGGUCACGGGACAGCAGCAACAUUAAAACAACAGCAGCUCAUGUAAUGGUGAAACAAAAUGAAUUCAGUUUGCAGGGUUAAGAUAUGUGUAAUUAUGGACUAUGUUAAAUUAAUUUAAUGUGAUUACAGUCAGCAGGCCUAAUAGUAGUUAACUCUAGUUUUAUGUUCAGUGAGGCUGACUUUACACUUGUCAGAGAGGUAGUGAGCCUUGGUGGUGUACUAGAGUGUAUAAUAAUGGGAGCUGUUCCUCAUAUUCUGUCUACUUCAUUAAUAAACAAGAUGGAGGCCAAAAUAUUAGGAACACCUUUCACUAUAAAUGCACUACAGUUCACCAUUAGUAAUCACGACAGCUUCCACGAGUAAAUAACGUCCAAAACACGACUAGGUACAUAUUGUAUCAGAAGAGCUGUCGUGUAAUAAGUAAAGGAACAGAUAUCGGAGGUUUAAAAGCCCUUUUAAGCUACACUAAACCCCAAAGAGAUGCUAAUAAGCUGCUGUAGACAAACAUAUCAUGUACAGUUAACCUGAGCUUAACUACCUGUUUAUGCCAUUAUAAUUACAGGACAGGCAGGUAUAACUUUAUAUUUGCGUUAGGACUCGUAGAUAUUUCAGUUUUUAUCUCUUCACUUCACUAAAACCAAACUAAACAACCUAGUCAAUUAAUUAUUCAGCUAGCUCUCUGUUAGCACGCUGGCUAACAGCUAGCCAGGCUUCCCGUCACCGACCCUGUUAUCAAGCAAAUUAACAUGAGACUUCUCCGCGUUUAUACUCCUCUG